UAGGCAAACCUAACCUCAAAAAAACACAUGUGUUUGAUCUUGUAAGUUGCUGCAGAUUUUUGUAAUUUGAAUACUUAAUAAAAUGGGUAAGCGACAAAAUAACGUUGAAAGUGAUACCACCGCAAACAAGAAAAAUAAAAAAUCCAAUUCGGAAGUCGAGGUCAAAACCGAGAAACAAAAUUUUGAGAAAAAAUCCACAUUCCCAAAGAAAAUCGAAGGAGAGCAAAAGAAGCCCCACAAACACCUAAAUGGCAAGGGUAAAACAACAGAACAAACUCAAAAACCGGAGGACUGGAACGAAUUCAAAAAGAAAAAAAAGGAGUUGAGGUUGAAACGAAGGCAAGGUAGAAGCGGAUUCGAUAUUGUUGUUAAAGCGAAGAAAAUGGGUGAAAAGUUGCGUUGCAAGACCUUGAAAGGGGGCGAAGAGGAACGAAACAAGCUGAUAGACGAGCUACAUUUAUUGCUCAAAGGGCAGGGUCACUAUGCUAAGUUUGUUUUGGCGCAUGAUACAUCAAGAAUAGUGCAGUGGUUAUUGAAAUACAGCUCGGAAAUAGUGAAGAAUCAAAUUUCAGAGGAACUUAUUCCGGUCACUGUGGACAUGCUCCAAUCAAAGUAUGGAAUCUUCUGUACAAAAAGACUCCUCAAGUAUGGAAACAGCAAAACCAGAAGUGCUAUUAUUGAUAAAAUGUAUGGACAUGCUGUGAAGUUCGCCAGUCAUGCCAUUAGUGCUUCUGUUUUUGAGUAUGCGUACAGUACCUGGGCCACUCCACAACAGAAACAACACUUAGUACAAGAAUUCUUUGGAGAAAUCUACCGAACUAGCAAAGACAAUGAAAUUAGACACUUGAGGGACGUAUUUAAACAAAGUCCUGAUUUAAAAGCGGCAAUUUUAGCUACCACAAAAGCUAAUCUGUCGAGAAUCAUAGAUAAAAGUCUGCUGGAUUCAGGUUUAGUUCAGACUGUUCUUCACCAGUAUCUCACUGAGUGCUCUGCUGAAGAUAGAGCCGAUUUAAUCUCACUGUUAAUUCCGCAUAUUGUGGUCAUAAGCAACAGUAAAGAUGGAGUGAGAGCUGCCAUGCAGUGCAUUUGGCAUGGUACAAACAAAGACAGAAAACAUGCCAUGAAAACAAUAAAAGAACACACAAUUGAAUUAUCGAAACAUGAACAUGGUCACUGCACUAUUAUCACGUUGUUAGACACAGCAGAUGACACAGUUCUGCUCCACAAAAUUAUUUUAAGCGAAAUUUUAAACGCCGCGAGAGAUCUGGCUGAAAAUGAAUGGGGGCGCAAGGUUUUGCUAUGGUUGGUGGCACCAGCAGACUCCACUUGUUUUCACCCUGUCUUUGUUAAAGAGUUUGAAGAAGGAAGGAAAAAUUCAAACUCUAAGAAAGACUGUGCAAUCAGGAGGAAAGAAAUACUGGACUAUUCGAUAGAUACUUUACUAAAAUUGAUAGCUGAGGAACCAGAGUUCUGGCUUAAAAACUCGUCUCUAGCCUAUGAAAUGCUUGCAAUAUUGAAAGCGGGUACUGGCGAUGCUCUACGCAACGCCAUUGAAAGCAUAGUCAAAGUGAUAGUUAAUCCAGAGUGGAAAGUUAAAGCUAAAGAAGAAGAGAUUUUAGGUGUUGAAGAUGCAGGACUUCACAUGCUUUUAAAAAAAUUAGCCAAACAUGACCAAAACGUUGAAGAUCAAAAUUCGUGUUUUGGGGCUUGUGUUAUUGAGUCAUUGCCAAAAGAAACGUUGAAGACGUGGUUAAGUUUAAACCGGGGGUGCUUUUUGUUGGUGGCGAUUUAUGAAAAUUGUACAAAAGAGGUACAGGAGAAACUUAAGCUGAAGUUACAGGAGCGCCAGAAGGUGUUGAUGAAGCAGACUUCAGCUGGUAGUAAGAUUUUAAUUAAGAAAAUGAAUCAAUAAAUUUUUAUUAAUUUUU
Messenger RNA from Zophobas morio, 1928 nucleotides. It is a transcript of the gene peng, whose product is annotated as protein penguin. Gene Ontology annotation, biological process: regulation of translation. Lineage: Eukaryota; Metazoa; Arthropoda; Insecta; Coleoptera; Tenebrionidae. The transcript has 3 exons. The record is from RefSeq and is a predicted model, not a curated record. Gene Ontology annotation, molecular function: mRNA binding. The coding region runs from base 83 to 1912 and encodes 609 amino acids. Gene Ontology annotation, cellular component: nucleolus.